Messenger RNA from Xyrichtys novacula (pearly razorfish), 26899 nucleotides. Lineage: Eukaryota; Metazoa; Chordata; Actinopteri; Labriformes; Labridae. The record is from the annotation of a GenBank genome assembly.
GGUAGUCCGCCGGGGUGGAGUCAGCCUCAGCCGCAGCAGAAGCUCCAGCCUCCUCCUUAGCUCAUUUUGAUUUCUGUAGCCUCCAGCACUGCUUGGCUGUCGAAGAGGCCUUGAUCCAAAAAGAACGAAUGAAAACAGACACCAUUUAGGACUAUUUUACACCUAUUUUAAAGCUUUUAAACCACCAGAAAAUCAAAGAAAAGGCAGGUAAGUGCAUGUAGGAAGUGGUUUCUCUGACUCAACUGUGUUAGCUCACACUGCGGAUUCUCGUUACCCACCAGACAAGGUAGCAUUAUGGUCUUUUUCAAUACAACCGAACACUUCAUGGCUCUCCGUUUGAACAAAGGCUACUUAAAGGUUAUUGUUGUCUUGAAAAGAAAAGAGACUUUGUGUUAUCUAGAUGUUUCUACCGCGUUGUUUCGGCUGAGGCACGCACAGGAUGGUCACAAAUGGUACAACUUCACAAUACGACCAGUUCGCCUGGACUCGUGUCCGUCCAGGUUUAACUUGUUGCCUUGUACAACGAGUCUCCGGAUCAAACACCUCACCACAGAAGAGUUUUACCUACUAGUAGUGUAUCUAUGUUUUCUUGUAUUGGGGCGAUGACUUAAGGAGGUAGAAAACUGAGUUUUAAAAAGUGCCCCCCCCGGUAGAGUUCGCGUUGCUAGGUGUCCCAGUACGCAUCGAGCGGCGAAUCGGCCGCUUGUAAUACAUAAUCAGUUAGGGCGAACUUUUUACCGCGUCAGUUCGCCUGGGUACUCACCGUUAGCUUAUACCAGCGGCAGCGACGUUUGUUGAAAAACAUCAAGUAAAUACACCAAAUUAUCCGUUAGGCUACUCUACUACAAGUUAACUGUUUGGUCAAUCAUUAUUAUAAGUUCAGCUCUUCAAAAAGCAGAAGUAGACGUCACCUUUGAGUGGUUUUUAGUCAUAUCUGAUAGAAUUGGGGAAGCUGCUUCAAUACCUUGAUGGUGAAGUUUCAGUCUUAACCAAACAGCAUUCUUACCUUGAGUAGUAUCUUAGUUUUAGCUUUAUAACCAGUCGAAUAAAAAUGGUGUUUCAUUACCAUUGCUGUUUUUUCCUGUCAUGUAGGUGAGGUCUCAGUCAACAUUACUCUUAAGUGACUCACCUGAAUUUAGAAGUUUAUAUGUAACCACCUUAGAUGGCAUCCUCGCCUCUUAGUUAUACUAACUUUUUGUUAGUAAAUGUUUACAAAUGUGUUCAAAGCAGUUCUGAAAAGCAGAGAUGGGCUAGCAUAACAUGAAGAAAAAAGUUUCUACCAAGUUUGAACAUCAGAAAAACCAAAAUAUUGUCACACAAAGAGGGAGAAACCUAAAGUUGCUUAAAGUACAGUUGAUAAAAGUUAGGGAACAGUGCAAAUGGGGUUAAAGUAGCUGAGGUAGUGUAAAAAUAGUUUAGCUUUGGUUAACUACAGGACUGAUAAACACAGCUAGCAUAUACAGUAUACAUAGUGCAGGAUGUUUAGUGCAGUGAAUAGAUGUUUUCACUAGGUUCAUAUGCACCAGCCAACUUAUUCGGGGGAAGAUGGAUCAAGAUGUGGGUUAUCAAAACUAUUCUCUUGAGAUAAAUGAACAGAAAACAUUAAAUCUGACAUUUUGUUCAAGUAUUUUGUUCUGUCAUGUUGCUCAGGUGUUUUUGCUUUAAUUUUAUAGGAACAGCUCAAGAUAGACAGGAAACAAGCAAGGUAGAGAGUGGGGCAUGAGAUGCAGCAGAGGGUUGUGGUUAGUGUGGAUUCUGUGGCUUUGGCAACAAGGACUAAAGUCUUAGCACAGGUGGUGUGCACUAAACUGCAAAGCCAACUGGCCCCCCUUAAACUUAUUGAUUGAUGUGUUUAAAAUGUCCAAGUUUCAUUGAUUCUGCAUUUCAUGCUUUUACCUCAUUGGAUUUCCAGUGGAGUUGUAAACUCCAGACUUCAAUUCAAAUUAAGUUUUCAGAGUUGUGUCUGAUCUCAGCUGCUUGCUUUUACCAUCAGUUCCAAAUAACAUCGUGAGCUACAGACUCUGUUUGCAAUCUGAAGUGGUCAGUGAAGUUUAAAUCUCAGAUGUUGGAUUUAAACGAAAUUGAUGUGUAAUCUAUCUGUGCCCAUUUGGAUAUGUAGUAUGUAAGAGGAUGGUUGCAUGCUGUAUUUUCUUUAACAGAGGUCAAGAACAAAGCUUCAACCCACAACCCCAAAACAUUCAUUAUAGAGUUAAAGUUGAUUAAAGAAAAAGCAAAUGAUCCUUUAACUGUAAAUAAAAGCAGUACCCCUGAAAAAGAUACAGUUCAAGAUAUUAUCAGUAUGUUUCUCUGACAAGAGUCAGAAGAAUGGAUGUCUUUUUUAAUCAUCACUAUUGUUAAAUCAUUUAUUUUAUCGUACAAUUGAGGGAUUUUUACACUGAAAGGGGGUUUGAAUCUUUAAAUUUUCCCUUUAGAUACAUUUUAUAAUUAUAUUUUAUAUUUCCGAUUUAGAUACACAAGUCUGAGAGCAUUUUGUAACAGCAGUUUUAGAGACAGUGAGAUAAAGAUGCAAAGCCUUGGCAUAUUUUCUUAAAUUUAAACUUCAUCAAACUUACUAGUCUCUCUUCAUUCUAUUUAAUUUAAAAAAUAAGGCUUCAAACUUGAUAAAGAUUAAAGUUUUACUAAAAUCUAUGCUAGAUUUUUCUUCUAAAACAGGCCUAAAAACACCACUCCGUAACAAUGUCUAUCACACUUAUGUAGAUAUAGACCUGUGAGCUAAUGCAGGUGAUAUUCUCUGGACCUGUUUCAAACAUCUCCUUUCUGUAUUCUCCCAGAUUAGUCCAGUCAUUACUGGAUGCCAUUUAUAGUGAGUGUUCAAAACAGGCAGUAUGUUCUGUUUGUGUUGUAUAAUGUGCCCUUGAGUAAAAGUAUAAAAUCCUGAUGCUGACUUGAUUUGUAGUUAUACAGGGAAUGAAAUUCUCGACCUAUAAAAAAAGACAGCUCCUUUUUAUAGAGUUUAAUUCGUUCUUUUUUUACAGGAAAUCUGGUAAAAAUGGACUUUCUUGACUCAGCUGGGGUCUUUUUUCAUCCUGCUCGGCAAAGUCAAAUACGACGAGGUUAUUUGAAUUUAAUUAACAAGAUCGCGCUAAGAGAGCCAGAUGGUGGACAGACAGAAGCUUAAACAGACUGGGUCUCUCUUCUCACUCAUUCAUUCAGUGCUCAUAUCUGAGCUGACAGUGGUGUCUGGCUGUGGGGGAGGGGGAGCUGAUGGGAGAGUCUGGAGGAGUGGAGGAGACAGGCAGCUGAGGGCGAGUCUAGACCUGAGUGGUAACUAAACCUGGAAAAUUGUGGGGUAAAGAGAAAAGGAGGAUGUGAGGCAAAUGUGACUUUGUAAGACUUGAAAACUUUGCUCUUCGGAGUUGUUUUGUUGUGCUUCAAGGAUUGUCAGUGUUGCUGCAGUUUGAACACAAGUUGAUAAGAUAAGCUUCAAUCUGUUGUAGAAAACUCCAAGUAUGUACAAGAUUUUAAGCAAACUGUCUUUCUUAAGCUGAUUUAUAAACCAUACCAGGCUAAAAAAAAUUUAAUUUGCAGCUAACAAAGAGAAUUUUUGCUGAUAAAAGCGUUGGAUGCUGGUGGUUCAAGAUUUCAGGGAAGCGGGUGGGUAUAAUUUCCAGCCUUUGGCAGACUCUCAGCUCCUACUCAGUGCUUAGUCAUGGAUCUCUCGGCAUACACAUGUAAUAACUCAGCUCGCUGAUUCUGCCCACGCUGCUGAUCUGAUGUUUUACUCCCCCAUGUUCUGCAUUAGCCCCGUAGCAUCUCAUUUGCUAAAAGCACCUCACAAUAAAAGGAAGACUUGCUUUCAUUUCAAGCCCCAAUUUUACAGCCUCAGUGCCAACCACCAGCCUGCAUUGUACCUCCUCAGCGUGUUCUUGUUCGAGUUGUUUUAUAAGACCUCGUAAUCACUGGGGAAUAAUUUCAUUAAGCAACUCAACAAUUAGUAAAUCAAGUCCUGCUUUUAUCUACCUCCUUUCAGUUUUGUUUAGGCAGCAUCGCCAACUGCCUCUACUCACACAAGAGCUAUCAGCUCUUUUUAUCAUACAAGACAGAGAAAAAGAGGAAUUUGUUUCUGGACAAGCAAACAAAGCAAAAGAAAGAUAUUAAAUUUGUUGUGAGAAAUUUCAGAUGCCAUUUUGUCAUAUUUUCAAACCAUGUUAGGAUGAUAUAUUGACGAAAAGUAGGUUAACAUGACCUGCUGUCUGAAACUGUGAAACUGAUUGUUUUGGACAUGCAGAAAUGCUGAAUUGCAAAAAGUAGGACUGAAUAUUUUAAGUCACUAUAAUGAGUUUUCAACAGGUUAAGAAACAUGCUGAAACUAAAACUCAUGCAUCUGUAGAAUUUUCAAAUGUAACUACGACCAUCAGUAACAGGACUGAUCAUUUUUCUGGAUUCAUUUUUAUUGCCAGCCUUUUGGAGAUUUUUCAAAGUGUGAAAUGUUACACUCUAUCACUUUGUCCACAGGGGGCGCCAGAACCAAAACAAACCAAAAGUUCCCAACAGCAACUUAAUUGGUUGUUUUGUCUUUGAAAUCUGCGAUUUGUGUGUAACUCUGAAUGUCAAAACUUUGUUUCUUUACAUUUGUCUCAUUCUUAGCUCAUACUCUUAAAUGUCAGUUGAGUGAUUGUACAAAUUGAUCUCCAUUUUCUAGAUCAAAUACUGCCAAACUGUGCUUCGCUAUGAGAUGCCAUCUGCCAUUUGUGCCUACGUAGUGCAUCAUAGGCGAUGGUGGUUAAUUAAUUUUAUAGUGGGUGGGUGUCAUACAACAUAGGCUCUGCACAUCACUGGCAUUUUGGGCCAAUGAUAAUGAAAUACAUAUUAAAUGGACUUGUAAUUCUGGUGCCGACAAGCAAAGGUGAUUGUGAAAUUAGACGCGAAACACAACUCCAUGUGUUUGAUCAUGUCAAAUCUGAUUGUCUCUUUCAGCAUGGGGGCCCAAGGGGAGAAAAGUGAAAAGUGUGGGACCAUCUGCUUGAAGUUUCUCCUCUUAGCGUUCAACACUCUCUUCUGGGUAAGUUUAAGUCAAACCUGCACAAAGGAUUUAAUUGCAGGAGUGUUUGUGUUGGUCUUAAGCACUUCUCAAUAACCUGCAUGCUUCAGGCAGAAUUUUCCUUAAAAUCCAAGUGUGUCUUAAAACUAAUGAUUUGGAGAAGUAACUUUCUUCACACUCGCUUCCAUUUGAUAGAACAUCAUUUCUAUUUGUCAUAUUUUACUCAGAUGUUUGGAGAAUUUUUUUUUCUCAAAUCAAUGACUGUCAAGUUUAUUAUAUUUGGGAGAGUAAAGUGAAAAAGAACUGCAAAUUAUUCCCCAGUUCUACAUGGUUGGCUAUAACACAGUUUGAUCCAGACUUGGUUUAUCCCUAACUCUUCUUCACAGUUGCUGUUGUUUUGAACUGACACUUAGUGAAAGUGUUUUGAUUGCAAAUGCUUUGAGUUUUAUUCCCAAAUGAAGUUGUAAUCAUAAUUUGGCAAGAUAUUUGACAAAAAUGUUCUUUCAUUUGACUUCAUUACAGUACAUUUGUAAUGACACUUUCUCUCAACUGCACUGUUAGUCAUAUUUGAUCAGAACAGGCAGCUUAGAUAUUGAACCAAACUAAUAACAUCAACUCUUUUAGAGUCAGAUGGAAUUUCACUUACCACUGUAUUUCAUAAAUCAAAAUAGAAUGAAAAGUAUACUUUUAUUCAAAAACAAGUACUAUACGUUUUCUGAGAAAUACGUUUUUCCACAGCAUGAAAGUCCUUAUAGUUAUUUAAGUAUUACCUCAGUUUAAACACAGUAUUUAGAAAACUCAAUUAAACAGACUUUGAUAUAAUAAAUGAAGUUCUGGGCACCAUCACAGAGGCCAGUCAUGUAUCAAACAGUAGACCAGCUCAAUAUAAGGGUAAAUGAUUAAACUGAAAACUAUUCAGGAAACACCCAACCCUCUCUUGACACCCAAAAGGACAGGAAUACUCGUGUGCUUUUGUGGACAGGAAUAUUAUGUGUUAAUCCGCCUGAUUGGAAAAACUAACUGAUAAAACUUCUUCUGAACUCUUCAACAAAGCCUCUUCAUUCUGCUAAAGUGAAAUGCCACACAGACUCAUAGCAAAGCUGCAUACUUUUCACAGAGGAUACAGAAGAUGCAUUCACAGCUUUUUCUACAAAAAAAAACUUCCUGUGUCAAGAAUGUGGCGUUCCAGGAUGAUAGCACAACAAAAAAAAACUGCUCUCAUAAUUUCACUCUGUGGUGCAAAAUAAGAGUUGAAAUUUCACAGCAGUGGCCUCGCUUUCUGCAGAGGAAGGGUGUGUUUCAGACUCAUUCUCAGUGUGAAAUCACUCUUAAAGCUCUGCCCAUAUGUGAUCAUCAACAGUGUGCCAAAGAAUCAGAUCUCUCUGAUUGACAAACAGCUCAGAGCGAUUUCAGCACCAGACGCCAGAGUCACAGACAUAUGGGUAUUUUAAGACCAAAUGAGUACGAAUAAAAUAGUCUACAAAUAUACUGAAGCUGUGUGAAAGGCUUCCAUGAAAGUUUUUCAAGGUUGACUUUUGGACUAGAAAAACAAACACAGCGUGGCAUCAUUAAAUGUUGCUGACUGGCAGCUGUCUAGUUACCCAACAUAUGGUCGCAGCCCUGUCUCAUACUAUGGAUGUCAUUUCUGUAUGAUGCAAGAACAAGCAGUAUUCUAGUGAGGAGCAGGUGCUUUCGAAGGAUGAGAUGAAUUUUCGCUGAUGUAAUAAGCUGCAACAGGAACCUAUUUUUCUGAAUAAACCUGGGGUUCUUUAUUGAGUAAUACUAUCAACAGAAUAAGCUUUAUUGUGGCUGUGCCUUUGAACACAUACUAGAAAUGCAGUGUACUAAACCAAUUUUAAUAUUGAGCCACUUACCCUGAAGUAUAAAUUGGUGUAUUUAUCUAUAUGUAUAUACAAAAUUCACCCAGUGAUUACCAUACCAGAAAAAGUUUGAGCCAUGACAGGUUUCUCUUCUUUAGCAGUAUAAGUUUUAAAAUUAUUACAACAGUCCAAGGAAAAUCUGAUUUGGAAUAGACCAAGUGUUUAAAUAAUCUGACAUGCUGUGAACCAUUUUUGUUGCAGGAAACCUGUCUUGAAAAAGUAAAUACACUUGGAUUGGCCACAGACCUCAAAUACUAACAAACUCUGAGUGAACAGAGCAAGGUUUGGCCAUUUGAACAAAGCAUGCUGCAGCAGAAUGAAGGAUGUAACUGUGGCACAAGUGACAGACUUAACUAACACCAAAGGCAACAAAAUUAGAAAUAUAUGUGCGAUUACACUAAUGUGCUGGGAGUAUAAUUAGUGUCAUCCAGCAAACAGAAAACCUGCACAUAUAUGCUGGUCUUAUCAAAGAACCAGUGCUCUCAUAUAAACCUGUUAUUAACUUCCACUGGUUCUAGUUUGUCCCUCUUGCUGCCACUGGAGGUCACCAAAGUGUGUAUUUCCCUUGUGCAACUUCCAGUCACACUUGGAAAAUAUUCAUUAAUUCCUGUGCCUCAUUGAGUUUCAGCAGCAGAUAAAGCUGCAGCUCAGUCUCACAUUGAGCGAUUAUUCCAAAGGCUGAGCCCUGUUCUGUCACUUAAUACUGUGGUUGUCUGGACUGAGGCUUUUCUGUGGUUAAUAAGAACAUUUUUGGACAUUUGAUGAAUGCUUUAUGAGCAACAAAACAAAAAGCAGCUUGAAAAAACCCUCAUUGGUGUGUUCACUUUUAUGAUGUGGUGGGUAAAGUGAUUGAUCGUGCCCCUUAAAUCAGUCUUGAAAUGUUAAUUUGAUACCAGGGACUUCUGUGGAAACCAAUCUUUUAUUCUGCUGUUAAAUCUAAAAUGCGGCUUGUGACAGAAGGUUGGGGCUUUAAGUGCUCAUGAGCCAAAAUACUGAGAAUCACUGAGCUUUCUAAAGAGAUCUGCGGGCUUCCAACAUCAAUAUUCAUGUGUGCAGAGCUGUAUUUUCAGUUUGCCGAACUUCUCCAUGAACUAAAAGAGAGAAGAUUAGAAGCACACAAACAUGAACAGUAUUGCUGCUUAACUAGCUGUAGCUACCCUUGAGUGCUUAAACACUCUUUAAAUGAGAAGUACUGAGCAGAGAUGGUCGACUCAAGUCUUUUGCUCAGCCUUGUUUCUUCUGUGUAUACUUUCCCGUCUCUGUCUGUGGGUGUGGUUCAGUCUAACUCAGUGUCGAGCUCCUGCAGCCAUCAUCUCCUCUCUUAGAAAUUAGAUCUAAAUUAGGACCGCUGUGAGAUUGAUGGCUUUUGGAUGAUGACAGAUUCAUGUUGCAUCCCUGCACCAUCUGCUACUUGCCAUUGUGAUCUUAUUCAUUCUUAUUUCCCACAUACUCUGUGAGCUUAGAUGUGGCACAAAAUGUUGGACUUGGACAGUUUAAUGGGGAAUCGAAGCAUUGACUUUUAUGUUGGUUUGUUAUUACUAUAAGUCACUUCAGAUGACUUCAUGGUUCUCUUAGUGCCUUAGUACUCCUCAGACUUGAAAGCAAUAAAGCUGAAUAACUUAAAUUAUGUUAACGGUGUACACUGUAGAUAAAGGUGAAUGAUCGUACCUGCUUACAGCAGUCGGGUUGAGCUGGUACGAUCUCUCGGGGAGCUUCCUGGCCCUUAAAGUAAACUUGUACUGCCUUAGCUCAGUACAAACACUGAAGAGGAUGGUAAGGCACUAUGGGGAGGCUUUAGCUGAAAUAGCCUCACCCUUACACUGAAGCCACCAACAAUGCUGAGUCACUGUUAGGCAUUUUCAUGUGUAAGUGUCUAUGUCAUGCUUGGUAAAGGAGCAAAGCCGCGACAUAUUCUGACACAUCAUGACAUUUGCAUUUGACUGGUAAGUCAGGACACCUUUGUAAGUUAACUGAUACAAACAAAUAAGACUUUACAAAGUUUUACUGCCAAUAGAUUGGGCGAAUUAAUGGUGUUUUCAAAUGAUGGGUAUCAGCCGAUACUGGGCUGAUUAAAAAAAGAGUAUAUACUGUAUCUUGUCUUCAGAUGCUGCAAGCAGCUUCAUCACUGUAGUUGCAGUCAAGCUCCAUCCUCAUCCCGUUACACGACUACACAUUAAAUGACAGCAGAUCAAAUCUAUCAGCUCCUGACAACUGUAUUCUGUCAUGAUUAAUAAAAUAAUGUAGUUUAAUAUUGCCUCUGGGAUAAAUAUGUAAUGUUUCAACAUCUAUAGCAUUGCCAAAUGUAUUUUUUUUAAAUUUCUUGGAUAGAUCCAUAUUGACACAUUUCUGGCUAAGAUAACCGUGGACAUUAGAUGCUUAGGUACAUGAAAGAAUGGCUUUUAUUAUUAUUAUUACUGGGGGUGUUCUGACACGAUACUGAUAUCAGUGCGAUAUCAGCAAAAAAUGAAUAUCAGAUUAUAUCUGCCUGCAACUAAAAUCUCUGAUAUCAGCACUCCGAUACAAGCAGUCCAUUCCAGACUCUGCUCCGGCCUUUCUGUCUUGCAGCACCCUGAUCCAGCAAGCUGAGCCCACAAAAUCACAACAACAGUGUGUACUAAGGUACAAACAAAGUAGCAAGGAGGAAGAGUGAUGUCGGCCUUGUGGCAGAGUUUUUUGUUUAAGUCCGAAAAAGACAUUGCAACAUUGUAUGAAAAUCUUGUCAUGCACAAAAUGGUGCCAGUAUUGGAUUAAUAUCGGUAUCGGUCAAUAUUAAAGGCUACAAUAUUGGUGUUGUAUCUUAAAGUUUGUAUCAAAAAGUUGUAUCAGGACACCCCUAAUUAUUACAAUGGUACAUUUUUUCAAAAUGCAAAAAAAGCACAACAAUAAUGUGACAUCAGCAUUAGAUAUUGUCGGGUGGCUGACCUGCUCUGUAAAAAUCGGCAUCAAGAUCGGCUGUUUACAUUUAAUAUUGGACCAGCACUUUGUAUCUUGCACAAAGUUGUCUUCAGCAAAGAAAAAGUAACAUUAGAAAAAAAAAAUCUGUAUUUUUGUUCAUUUCCUUUAACAACAAAAGCACACAGAACAACAUCUGUACCACAGUGGGUGUUGGUCCCUCAUUGGCCCCUGGUAAGGAGCCAAUCCCACUUGAACACACAUUGAGCUGGUCUCCUAACAUUAACAGGGCUGAAACCGACUCAACAGUCACAUUCUUGGAGUAUGAAACCUCUGCAAUCGUGGUGUCAAAUUGAGUUAAGUUCUAAAAAUGCUGCAAACUCAGCACAUGUUUGCACGCAGGAUUAUGUCAUCCAGGGCUUUGUGAGUAAACACAAACCAGAGCCUGGGACUUCUUAGUGUUGGAGAUUCUCCCUCAACUUUGUCAUGCAUUACCAAAGGUUUAGUAAACAGCAUCAAUGUCAACAGCAGUAAGUCUUAGCCCUGACUGACAGUCUGGAUCCAGGGAUUUAAGAUGAUCAAAAUAGUUGCUGACUGAAGUUCUGCUUUUAAAAAAAAUCACCUGACUGAACUGAUGAGUCCAGCCCUAGCUAAGAUUACACUUUUUUAUCACACAGGUCUAAAUGGCAUUGACAUCCUUGGAUUUCUGACCCGCCCAGCUCAGUCAGCUCAUUCACAAUUAUCCUGGAGCAUAAUCUGAUUCAAGAUUAGAUUAUCCUCUCUGACAGUGGGGGGGUCUUUUUUAAUCAGUUCACUCUCUUCCAUUGUUGGGCAUUAAUCUCAGGGGCCUCUUUCAUCACUUUGAAGGAGACUCAGGGGAUGAAUAAUUUAAACCUCUCCAGCACACUCAGUUUUGUCUCCCCAGUGUUGCACAUAUGUGUACGGGUGUGUGUUUGCAGGACCAGAGUCGGUCACUUGCAGCGAUCUGAUUUCCUUUCAUGUUCCCUUUCCCUCCUCAGGUGGCAGGGAGUGCUGUGAUGGCAGUGGGUGUUUGGACCUUGGUGGAGAAGAGCGACUACAUCAGCCUUCUUUCCUCUUCGACCUACGCUGCCUCCGCCUACAUACUGGUUGUGGCUGGAGGCGUUGUCAUAUUAACAGGCGUGUUGGGCUGCUUUGCCACCUUCAAGGAGAGGAGGAUACUUCUGAAAGUGGUAAGAGAGAGCUCAGAGGCUGCACACAACACAGCAGUGAUAACACUUGGGUGUGUUAGACAGAAAUCAUUCGUGCUGCGGAGCACGAAAACAAGCCAAAGUAACUUUUUACAUAUCUUAAAAAUAAUCUGUUCACUUUUUUUCUUUUAUCUACACUCUUUAUUUUCAUAAACAGUCAAAUAUGUUCACAUCCCCUCCUGAAGAUACUUUUAAAAGCAUUGCAAGUAAUUAUAAGGAUAGAUUACAAACGUACACCUACUUCAGCCAUACUACUAAUACAAAAAAUAGGGGGCAGCUUUUAUUCUUUGGAUUUGUCAAACAAAGUUGUGAAAAAUUAAACCCUUGCAAUAAAUUGGAAAGGCUGAUUUACCCAGGCUGCCAAGUCAGCUAACAAAAUUGACCUCAAAGUUUGAGCAGCCCAUGUGCAGUUUUUUUGUUUUGCAUUGAUCUUGUUGCCCCCUGUUUACACAGCACUGCAUUUGUUUUUAUUUCCUUAUCUUGUCCUGUGAACUAAGUUGUGUUUUCUGACAAAUUAUCUCCUACAAUCUCCUAUUGAAUUUCCCUUCAGGGAUAAAACAAAGUUAUUCUUACAAAUCAUCAACAAGAGAAAUGAAAAUAGGCUUUUUUGGCUGUGCACCGUCAUUUACUUCACCUGAGAUUGACCCCACUGCUGUGGUUAGACGUAUUAAAAUAACAAAAUAUCUUUCAAAUCAAAAAGGUGUAGAAGUCUUGUACCAAACAUAAUGAGAUUGCUGAAAGGGUCUGAUGAAUGCUGAUCAAAAUAACAAAUGAGGAUGACAAAAGAAGGACCCUGAACCAGAGUUGGGUCAAAAACACAAUUCUUUCAAGGCCAAAUAAAAACUAAAACUAAAACAAAAUCUGACUGACUGUCUAUUCAGACCAAACAACAUGUGAACAGCAGCCUUAAGUUUAGUGUGAAUUGCAGACGCUGUUGUCCUCUUGGAGAAGUUGAGGUUAAUCGGGGAUGCUGUAUACAACUUCCCAAGGCAGUAGUUUUAAUAAAGAGCAUUUCAGUGUCACACUCCCAAACUCAGAGUCCACCGUGGCCAAGGUGUUGCCCUCAAUUGCAUUCAACUCAGACAAAACAAAUCUUCAUUCAGUGGGAGCUUGUGAGCCCUGAUUUAUUUUGGCACACACUGUACCUGGCUCUGAGUAAUGCCAACAAAUACCUGCGUGGCUCUCAAAUCCGCUUGCAAUACAAACACACAGCAACACUUUGCUAUUCCCACACUGUUCUGACCCUCAUCUUCAGCACAUUACAACAGGAGAGAUUUAUGCACACACACUAUUUUGGGUGUCAGAUGUUUGUGUUGUAAAAACUUUGGCACUUUGAACAGGCACCAAUCUUUGGCAUUAUCUGCUUUUUAAACCGAGAAGAGUCCAGGAGAUUUUGGCACAAGUCAAUAUUGUCAGCAGAUGCCAAAUUAUAACACUUGUUCCCUAACAAGUGUAUUUAUAUACAGCCCUCCUCUCUGCAGAGAGAGAUCCAAACAGAAUGCUCACUGUUUUUUAUCGCCUGUAAUAUUAAAAAAGCAGAUUGUGUUGUUCUAAAUUGUCUUUCUGAAAACAUAAAGAGGCUAUUUAACCGACUUUUAAGCUAUUUGAGUCCAAGAGGUUCAGUACAAGAAGCUUAAGAGAAAAUCUACAUUUUGGAUUUUAAAAACCACCCCAAACCACAAAUUUAAUCGACAAGAUAGAUUUAAAAGCCAACUUUUGGUUGAGGCUUUGUCAAGGGUUGUCAGCCUGUUCCCUAGGAUCUUCUCUGUGCUUUUUAACACGUCCACUCACAUCUUCAUGGAGAAUUUGGGGGUUAGGUAUUGUGAAUCUUUAAAUUCGUGUUUGUCCUGCUGUAUCUCCUAAGCCACAGCUGUCUCCAGGUAGAUAGGAAACACUCAGCCAUGGUUGUAUACUGUGGAUUCUCAGUACUGCCAGAGUUUCUGCAAGCACAAAAACACAACUUUAAAGUCUAUAGAACUGCACACAUUAUAUGAAGUCCCUUUUAUGUCCAGAUUAUUUGAUUUAUAGCUCAGGCUCUUGUGGACCACAGAGAUGUGUACACCGCCUCUUCUUCUGUGUGCCGUACAGGUUAGAAACGCUCUGCACAUCCUGAAGAGUGGAGAUUAGGGCGAUGAAUCACGGUGAAGAAAUGAACUUGUCGGCAAGGAGAGAUGCUAUCGAGAUUGCUUAAGAGGGCAAACAUAAGGGCCAGGUGGCAGGAUUGUGUGUGUGUGAGCGGGGGAGUAAUUGUUUUCCCUGUAUGUGCUGAGCGCCUGGUACCUGCUCAGAGUACAUGAGGGCAGCUGCGAUUGUCUGCGCUGUCCUGUAAGCAAAAAGGUCAAAAGUUUUUACCACAAAACGGCUGAUCCAGCCACAGAAACACACAGAUAAUCUGCAGCUGUUGGUCCUAGACGACCAAGCAGCAGUUGAUUAAAGAGAAAGCCGAAUCAGUCUCUCUGUAAGGCUUUUAAUGAUGUUUUUACUGCACCAAGAAUGAGAGGGGUCAAUGGGACACAAAGAGAGGAGGAUAACUCUCCCAUGAGAAGAGGGUGUGUCUGAGUGCAAACACGCACACUUAUUGUUUUGUUGGAGAGAGGUGACAGGACAGUGUAAUGACUAACAGAGGAGGGGGAAGCACUUUUCCCUCAUAAAAAGCUGUGCAAGGAUAGGCUGGAUCCACCUGUGGAGAUACUGACCUCAUGCAAGGAAUGAGUGUGGAUAAAUAUUACUCACUCCCUCUGUUUAACCUUUUUUUUUUCUUCUUUCUGUCUUUUAUUACAAGCAUAUUAUUUCCACCAAUCCCCAGGUCAGUCAUGAUCCUGUGUCUUUACUGUCUUUCUCUUACCUGUUUGCUGCUCUGUCUUCUCUCCUUUCCUCUGAAUAAAAGCAUAAAAUUUAAAAAAGCCAAUAAAAUUAUUGGCAUAAAGGGACAGGACCAAAUUUUUAGAGUUUUGCAUUUUCAGACUACUGAACAAUUGAAACAAAUAUGUAUUUUAACUAUUUUCCUAUUGAGUUUUGAAAUAGCACCCAAACACGAGAUCCACUUGCAUCAAAAAAGGAUUGACAGGUUUCGCUUUUAUCAGAACAGUCAGACUGGAUGUUCGUAAACUUGUCCACCUUUUGAAGCUGUCGUUAAUGUCUCGAUCUUCAUUUUAUCUAAAUUAUUAUGGUCACAUUCCCUAAAAUGAAAUAUUGAAAGUAGGGUUUAAAAGCGUGACAAGAAUUGCAGUAAAUAACUUUUCAGUCAUCCUAUUGCAUUGUAACUUAUAGAUGUGGAACAUUCUUGUGUUUUAAUAAAGGGAGUCAAUGUCAGAAAUAAAACUAUGUGUCAAUGCACUUAACUGUUUUCUUUAUUAUUGUUUAAGUUCUAGUUUCAAAUCCUCAACCAGAGCAAAUAUCUCUAUUUACUCCCCUUCUCUUCCACUUGAUUUGACUUUCUUUACAAUUCUGUUUCUGUCUGAGAGAUUGUAAACCUGAGCUGGCAGAGCUGCAAGAGGGAGCAAAUGUAAGAAGCCUCUGCUCUGAGGUUCAUUUUUGUCUUGCUGCUCUGCUCACAGCACGCCUGACCUGCAACCUGAUUGAGUCCUUCAUGACUUAGUUAUAAUGAUCAUCACUCAUGAAGGGCAAGCAUUUAUUCAGCUGCACAGCAAAGCCUCUAAAGAGAGUCUUUUACGGCUUCAACAAGGCCAGAGGAGCUAGACCAAAAGAGUCCAGAGUAUUGUGCUACGAAGGGACAAAAAACAAUUUUAAAUUCACUUCAAUUGACACUUAAAUACAACAGUAUAUCCAGGCUGGGGAUAUUUUUUAACUUAUGUGCAUGACAAACAUUUGUAUUUUCUCAGAGGGGUGGUCUUGAUAAGCUUGAUAAGCCACAAAUAGGUGGUCAUGCUCGGCUUGUAAUCGGUGCACACCUUCUGCUUUUGUUUGUGUUUGUUGGAUGCACGGUGCAUCUUGAGGAGCUGAGAUCACAACCAUGAAUCACAGAGAAGGAAUGAACUUGUCAGGAGAGAGGAGGGACAGAGAGGAUUGCCAAAGAUGGAGAUCUUAUUGGAGCACUGUGUGUGUAUCGAUGUGAGUGUGUGAUUUGGCGUCUGUGUGUGCCGGCCUGGGAAAAGGCUAAAUUGACUUGAUGUUGUGCAUCCACAAAAGACAGUUUAUGGAGUGGCAUCUUGUCCAUAUUGUGCUAAAAAAUAAAGCAUUUUGAACUUGGUAAAAAUCUCCAAACACUUGGUCCACAAUCAGAACUUUUAAUUUUUGAAAUUCAGAUUGUUCAGAAAAUGAACCCUGACUACCUUUGCUAACUUCUGUCCUAAGAUCAAUCUUUCUGAUUGGGUUAUUUAUUUAGUUUUGGCUGAUAUUGGUCAAGUGAUUGAUGUGCUGAGCGUUUAACUUUGAUGUGUAGGUUUUUAGACCACAUGCAAAGUAUAAGAGCCCACAAUAGAUACUUAUGUCCUCAUUUUUACUACCACUAGAAUGCCAAAUAUAAAUCGUACUAAAGAGCAGAUUGAAGUAGAAUUUACUUCAAAACCUGGGCAGCCUGUCAAGUCAUAUUUGUCGACCAUUUUAUCAUUUUUCUGUUUUAAAUGGAAAUCAGAUUUUUAUCCAUUGUUGUCCUGUGGGGAACAGAGAGAUAAAAAGAGAGAUGUAAAAUGCAACACUAGGACAAACAUCAUCUCAAGAUCAUACUCAUGAUGUUGGGUUUGCAAACUGAUUUUUUCAAAAGUUUUCAUAAGGACCGAAGUCACCCAGUUUAUGUGCAAGCCUCUGAGAAGAAACACAUCAUGAAACUGUCAGUUGGGAUUAUUUUAUGUCCCCUUGAGGUGAUAAAAGUCCAUCUUCAAAACUUUUUAACGCUUCAGAGCCUCUGCCAUCGCUAUAUCUCAGCCUUUUUCCAGCCUCAGACACAAGAAGCUUAAGAGCAGAGAACAAAAAUCGCCCUCUGCUGUAUUAAAAGGUUAUCACAAGUCAUUUUUCAUCUCAUCAGUGCGAUUCAUCCCAUCUUUUUAUUGAUUUUCAACUACAUUAGAGGUAAACUUUCAUCCCUGCCGAGCAUCGAAUGUCAAUAAUGAUGCAACUGACAGAAAUUCUUGAUUUUUGGUUGAAUUCGAUGCUGCUGGAGUUCGUUAAAUGUUCCAUUGAUUGGUUAAGUGUGAGGCCUGAGAGUCGACAUUGUUGCUUAAAGGUCACAGGACAUCUCCUUUUAAAAACAGACACGUGUCUGAUCCUUAUCAGUCUGAUUAAAGUCACCUUCAGCGUGACUCUGAACUCCUGCGCACUCAGUAAUUGUAAAGGCGUCUGUACUCUUCCAAUGAAGUCAGAAAAAAAGACGCACAGUCAGACACAGAGCUGCAUACAAAUGUUUGCAUCCUCACUGCGGUUAUGUGUUGCUCCUGUACGGCCACUGGAUGUUGCUGGAAGCGCAUGAAAGAGGAGAGAAGUUUGUGAAACUCUGGAGGACUACAGCUACUGCUAACGUGGGGGUACCAAAGGUCAGGGAAACUGUUCAAAUAUUUUCUAACAACCUCAGCAAGAUGAGUCCGAGUGUACCCAGAGAUGUCAGAUAUUUUGUAGUAGAGCCAGGAAGCCUACGCACGGCAACACUGUUGAGUCUGAAGCCAAUCCAGGGCUUUUGAAAAGGCGUUAAACAUACGAACCCGCUGAGAGUCAUAUUUGCAGUAAUUACACUGUGCCCUCAAAUGGCCUAGGGAAAGGCUGGCAGCAUAAAAUGAGGCAGUCUGACAGAGAGAGAGAGAGAGUGUGCAUGAGAUCAUCAGGAGUCCUCUGGAGUCGCUGCAGUCUGUAACUCAGCCUCUCUGGUCUCUGCGGCCGACGCCAGGUUCUCUGUCACACCCUGUACACAUCAUUGUCCGUGUGGAAUCAGUCUGGGACACAUGCCUUCUAGGUUUGUUAAAGAGAAAGUGCAGACAGGUCAGAAAAACAUGCACGCUACUGUCUCAGUUUUAGUUUUCUCCAGACAUCUUGCAAGGGGUUUUUGUGUGCAGCAUACUCCAUAUAUUAACCAAGCACAUUUUUAAGACUGCAUUGAAAGGAAUUCUAACAAUACUUAUUUUUAUUCUGUUCUGUCCUCUCCGUUCAGUAUAUUUCUUUUGAGUUUACAUCCCACAAACUACAUUUUUUGUUCUCACUCCAACAGAAACAGCAAUUUCUAGACCAUGCACACAACUUUAUUAACUUUACAAAGAGGAAAAAACGAAGCAUCAUAUAACUUUACAAGCUGGUAGAUUCUGAAAAAAAUAUAAAUAUGAACUGCAUUCCUGUUGAAUCAGUCCAAAACACCUUGUUGGCUCUUAAAUAUUUGAUGUUUAAUCUGAUUCUUUUAUAUUCUGUAUCUGCUUUUGUUGUCUUGCUUCUUGAACGUCAACACAUCAAAAUGCAUCUCAGACUCUGUUCAACAUUCAGGCUCAGGGCCACUCAGAGAUCUAAUCAGCGCAAGCUAUCAAAUCAAAGACCGAGUCCACUUUACCGGCUGAUUUCCUCCCUCUGAUAGCAGCUGGCCAGAGGAAUUUGGGUCAAGGUUUUUUUUUUUUUUUUGUCUGAUAAUAUCUCCUCUUGUCCUUAAUUCUGAAGAAAGUUGGCAUAAAAAGCAGACAGUUCCCCACAGGCCCAGUCACGAAUCAGACAGCGAUGAGAAACCUCUGUUCAAGGCAGAGAGUGUGGGAUCUGUAUUUGUUCAAUUACCUAAUGCUUUGCACCUCGGAAUUCAAUACAGCAGAAGAAAUGAUCAUAUAAACAGGAAUUAUACUUCAUGAACCAUUAGGGAGUUUAUAAAGGAGUUUUACUUCAAAUUACUCAGCUUUGACUUAUGGCCCAGUUUUCUUUGGUCUGACAAGGUCGUAUAUGAACAAUUCUUCACAAAGUCCAGUAAUACGACGGUUUAAUAUACGGAAUCAAACAAUAAUAAUAAUGCUGUAAUAAAUCUGACUCUGUAGUGCUUUUUUGGCUUGACUUGGUGGUUUAUUUGCUAUUGAGUAUAUUAAAUAAAAGUUGGGCAUCGUUAUGAAUAUUAAAAGUUUAUUAUAUAUCUACAAUAGCCGUAUUAUUAUGGAUAUAAGAAUGUAAAUGGUGGUUUGCACUGCUAUUGCUCACUGUUGGAGAUUUUAUGAACCUGCCUUAUAUUGUUUGCCCUGAUAGUUAUUCAAAUUACAAAGUGAAGUAUAAAGUCAUCCUGUCACAUCUAUAAUUUCAAUAGUUAAUUGAAUCAUAAAUAUAAGGCCUUAGAAUGAAGUUGUUGUUUAACUCAAUGAAAAAAAAAGAGAUGCAUAAAUUUCAUGUAAAAAAAAAAAACAACAACCUACCAGUGGGCAGUACUGGUUUGGUCUACGAAGGUUAUGCCUCAAACAGCUUCAUUUCCAGCCCAAUCACUCCUUUUCCUGCUUAUCACUCCCAGCACUCUUCCUGUUUCCGAAUCCUUUGCGAAUACAUGCAUCAAGUCAAAGAGUAACAUAAUCAAGUAUUUGUAAUCCUUAAAAGAAACACAAUCUGAUCAGCGCUUAAAUUUUCCUUUGGUUUGUUUUGUUGGGCUGCAUCUUUCAAGGUUAAAAUAUUAGAUCUCAAAAUUAUCCUAAAAUACUUUUAUUUAUUUUCUUUUUGGGUUUUCAUGGACUCAAUUGUUAGAUGGAGGACUGUGGAUUGGACUAAAAAAGGAGCAGAGUGGGGACAUGCAGGAAAGACACCACAGGGUGACAUUGAACCCACACUGCCUGCAGACAUGGUGCACGCCUAAACCACGAAGCUAUCUGCACCCCUAGCUUGUUAUUCUUUUGUUAUUUAAAGUUUAUCAGUCCUGCAUUGAGUUGGUCUUGAUCAUUCAAAAUCUGAGUUAAAAAGUCCUUCUAGGGCAGUGCUCAGACAUGCUCAAAGUUCCUGAAAAUUUCCCCAAAUGACCUCAGUGAGCUGCAUGUGUGAACAGAAACAGAGAUGUAGGGGUUUGUUUGAAAACUAUAACUUCUUAAAGGUGAAGGGUUAUCUGUUCAUCAUUAAAAACUUUCUCAGUCACUAUUGACCUCUAAAUUGUAGUUAUCGAACCAUCAAAGGGCCUCAAGUUAAUGUAUGCUGAUCAAGCUUCUCUGAUAUUUCAUAGUUGCUGUUCUUUAAAUGCCAGCAUCACAUCAAACAACAGCAUGAAAAGCUUGGCUCGCCGAGAUGAACUCAAGAGAUUCAUCACAUAAAUUUGUUGUUCCCCUUGGCAUCACAGAGCUUUAUAGUGACUUUCAGCCCCUUGUUUAGCUGUUUUGGUGUUUUAAAUCACUCUCACCGCUCUCAUAACAUCAUUUUUGGCAGCUGGCAGCUGCUCUCAGCUCUAAAAACCCUCUGCACAUUGACACAGCAGUAAAUAGACAGACACAGCCUGAGAGGAGCUUCUGAACACAGAGGAACGUUCAGCAGCUGAAGAGUCGGAUAUUUCCCCCAGGAGUUGAUUGAAAGUGAGAGAGCAUAUUGAGAAAUGACUUCAGAAAUACUUUUAGUAUUCAUAUUGACUGGUUUGAGUCUACCUUUACUUAAAUAUGAAUAAACUACAAACUGAAAACCAGGAGAAAGACACUCUCUGGAAAUUUUUCAAGGAACUAGACUUAGAUUUUGAGUCCUCUCGUGUUCAGCUGUUUCCUUUAUUUUAAAGCCACUCAUAGCAAGAGGAAUAUUUAAACCUAUCCUACCGGCAGAGCUUUACGCGUGACUGAAAAUACUCCAACAUCAGAUCCAAGAGCCACAUGUUGCUUCAUCACAUUACUGCCCGCUAACCUUGUUUUCUCCUCCUCUUCCACAGUACUUUGUCCUGCUGGUGUGCAUCUUCCUGUUGGAGAUCCUGGCUGGUGUCCUGGCUUACAUCUACUAUCAGCAGGUAAUCUCCCUCGAGAAUAGAAGUCCUUUUUAAAUAGAAUUUGGGUUGUAUGCCUGAAAUGUCAGAGGAGCAGCUGACAGAUAGAGGGGGUGGAUUAGAUAUUGGACUCAGAUGACUGAAAAGUAAUAUCAAGGAGGAAAUUUAAGAGGGCCCAUUAAAAAUACAAAUAUCAAGCUCGACUUUAUUACUUGGGGUUUAUUUAGCUCAAAUGUAAUGAAAAGUGCCUGCAGGAGAUCACAUCACAUUUCUCAACACUCUGUUUUGAAUCUUAAAGAAGAGUCUGAUAUGAAUUUAGGCUUAAACUCGCAGAUUUCACCUUUUCUCCCAAAACUAACGUAAGACUGAUGAGAGUUAUAUAUGUGCCUCAAAUUCUACAGAAUACAUACAGACUGCAUACAUUUCUGCUUGUCUCAUGCAAUAUCCUUAAUGCUCACCCCAAAAUGAAAGCUGCAUACAGCACAUUUCAGCUGCGACAAUGAAGGCCUGUGAUAACUGCACAGCAAGCAGUCACAGAUGAAAAGGUUUUUUCCGUGUGUUACAUUACCAUGACAUUGCUUUCCACCGACAUCAGUCCCACCCCGGCUCGAGUCUUAAGCCCUGGUGGCUUGUAGCUCAGCAACAGGCUCAGUGCAGAGCUGCACUGCUAUCAUUAUAACUGCCUCAUUCAUAAUACACAACAUGAGCAGCCGCUGAGCUCCACAGCUCUCUGCUGCUUCCUAAACCUGACUCUCCUUUUCUCACCCAGAAGACUCUCCCUUGGUUGAAGCUCUGCAUAAAGAUUCUGCAGAUGCUUUUCUAUUCUGUGUCUUCUGUCUGUCUGUCCCUUGUUAAUUUUCUCUUUGAACUGUUGAUUUUCUUUGUAGUCAAAGAUGCAAAAUGCUAGAUUAUGUCUCCCUAACAAACACAGUUAAACACAUUUAGGAAACUACAGAUUCUCCACAAACAAGGCAAGCAACUCAGCCGCUCAUAAAUCAAUGACUUUUAACUUCGAGAUGAGGCUUUUUCCUGUGUUUUACUUGAAAAGCAUGAAUGGGGUGCUGAGUAGGUGUUGAGAAACUGCUUUGAAAAACUAAUUCUUGGCUGUACUUUCAUGCAGAAGUCUGUCUGCGGACAUUGACUAGAUUAGAUGACCACCCGUGAGUUCUGGGAUUGCAUUAUGUAGAUGUGUUCUGCCCUUUUUUCACUCUUUACCAGAGCUGUUUCUUGCAUACAGCCAAAACCUGCAGAAAUGUUGGCUGGUAUAACUUCUCACUGAAAGUAUGAGAAGAGAUGGAAACGAAAUGAAACUUCUUUCAUGAUCAGGACCAGAUCAUGGUUGGGUCAUUUUUUAAAAACGGGGAAACAUGCAAAGGAGUGCGUAACAAAAAAAUGAGGAUGACCAAGAAUGGGUGUUGACGUCAGCUCUUAAAUGACCAUGUCACUUCUCCUAUAAUAGACAUGAAAUGGCCGUACAGAAGAACAUUGUCAUUGAGAAUGUCCCUGUGUGGUCAUAAGCAUAUGAUUCACUAUAUGGAUAGUUACUUCAUUAUCUAACUUUGGCCCCCAGCCGGACAUAUAUAGUCACCUAAAGCACAUCUCUAAAUGUAGAAUCUAUUUUUGCCUCAUGUUUGAAAUGUAUCCAGAGUUGUGACUGUUGUACGUCCACGCAUAGAGAAUCUAAAUCGAUCGAGGUUAUGAACACAUGUCAAGGAUAUAAAAAGCAUCUUAAAGGUUGAAUAUGAAACAGUUGAAAUUCUCACUUUUGCUCUGACUAUAAACAGAAAACCGGAAACUAUUAAUACCAAUAGAUUCUACAUUUACAUGCAGAAUCUCAAAUAAGGGACUAAAGUCUGAUUAGCUUUUUGGUUUUAAGUGCUGACCAGAGAUGCACAGCGUUAUCAGCAUCAGUUUUUGCAGAUUUAAGUUUAAAAAAGUUAAUUAUUAGUAUCAGCAGAUAUGAAAAUCUAUGCUGAUAUGCUUGUCCAAUAAUGUGACACGACUUUAACACACAGUGACAGGUUCUGUGCGCCCAAAAACUUUGACAUAUCAGCUGUAUGGUGGAAUUUUGUAGAGCCUUAAACAGACAGAAAAAAAGCUUUUUUGCAAUGCCUGAGAAACUCACGUAAUGGGAGGAGAAACCAAUUGUAUCCAAAACAAAGUCAAUAUCAAAUCCUAGAGACCAUACAACUUUCAUAAGCCAAGGAAUCAAAGUAAGUUUGGAGCCGAGAUUUCAAAGAAGAGAAGCAAAACAACACUUCUUCAAAGUGAGCGAUCUAACCACUCGAGAAUCUGCAUCUCAAGAACCAUCAUCUUGAAGCACCAAGCGCUUUUGAAAAGUAAAAAACGAAGAAGAGCCAGUUCCAGCAAAAGCCUGUCAGCCAGCAUCAUACCAGAUGUCUGCAAAAUUCCAUUAUUGUGCAGUCCUUAUACUGACACCUGUUGUUGAAUCUAAAGAUGCUGAAGACUUUCUUUGCCUGAAGAUGGCUCGUCUGCACUUGUGAGCAUCUUGUCAUGCUGCUCCUUUUCUUACAAAUCAUCAGCCCAGUUGGACCUGAGCAUCUCUCAUCUCCUACAGCCAUCACCCGAAUAGAUGCUUGAACCAGUUUUCCUUACUUUUAUGUCUCAGUUUGGUUCGGUUCGGAGCUUUUAUUGUCCCUCGAGAGGAAAUUUGAUUUGAUUUUCAGUGGCAGUGCAAUUGACAUGACAACACCAAUAAAUAAACCCCUCAGAGAAGUUUUUAUCAGGCAAAGAAAUGCGCCUGUUAAUACUGAUAUGUUUUAGGAGCUACACAAGCAAACAGGGCUAUCAGAAAGAAAAUUGGCUAUUUCCACGGAGUGAUUUUUGAUACUACCGAAACAAGGUAAUUUAAUGACACAUUUAAAUGUUAAAAGAGGCAUGGAUGUGGUUAUCUGUUCAAAAAUGCAACUUUUGUAUGUGCACCACUUAUCAGUGAAGAAAUAACAAAUAUUAUUUUGUCCACAAGGGGGCAUCAAAGUCUGCACCAACAAGAAUUUCCUCACAGGAGCUUUAAAUUUAACUCCACGCACAUGCUUCAGUUUUAAUCUGGGUGUUUACUCAUAUUUUCUUCACUGAUAAAGUUUCUUCCAAACUAUCAACAGGUAAAAACGAAGCACUGAGCUCUCCUGUUUCCUCAUUCCUCCCCUUCUCCAUCCUCCCUAUUGUCUUCACCUCCCCGUCUCUCAUCUCUCUGCCCUCUCCUCCACUCUUCAUCAUUCAUUCCCUUGAUAUCUCCUUCUUGCUUUGAUUUACAGUGCUUUCCCAGCUGGCCUGUUGCCAUAGAAACUGAGCCCCCAGACCUCCCGCUCCUACAGCGAGCGUUUUCUGCCUCUGGUCCAAAGAACAAAAAAAAAAAAAGAGAGAAGAGGAAGAAGAAGAAUGGCUUAAAAGAAAGAAACUAAAGCACAGACUUCCUCUGGCUUAACCCUGACUUCUCCUGCUCCUCUGUUGUUUGAACUGUUGUCCGUGACAUGUAUUGUCAAGAGAACGUUUAGACUGUGUGCGUUACAAAUCUCAUUAGCAGGAAAAGUCAGCUGUUGAAACUAAUUUAUCCCUCAGCUGUACUGUUUUCCUUUUCUUCUGCUUUGUCAUUAUCUUGGCUUUAUGCACACAAACCUGUCUCUGUGUGUCUGAACAGUUGAGUGAUGAGCUGAAGCAGCACCUGAGGGACACCAUGACCCAGAAGUAUCAACAGAGCACCCACGAGCACGUCACCGGGGCUGUGGACAAUCUCCAACAAGAGGUGAGUGUGCGCUGGAGGACAACCUGUGGAAAAAUUGAUGUCCACUGUUAAGGGUGUGGUCACAGCCUCGGUCGUUUGGAUAGUAAAAAAAUGGCUGUAUUAAGGUAGUCAUGUUACAACUGAGCAGGAGCAUCCGAGCAAAAUUCACCCGGCCUCGCACGUGACCCGUUGAUUGGACAGUGUUUGGUAUCCUAUCAUCCCAUCAGAUUAGAGAUUUGGCUGAUGAGGGCAAGUCAACACAAAUCCGAUUCAAGUCACUCAGACUUCAGCUAAGCUUGAUGGACUUGUCUGCACCCUCUGCUGUAUUUUAGCCUCUUCUUUGACUCACACCAGUUGACAGCACAUGAAGGAAUGAAUAAAUAUGAGCAGCAGAUGAAACUUAAGUCACUUCAUUUUGUAUGCAUAGAUUUUUUUGUGUGUGUGUGUGUGAGAUGCCCCUGGCUGUCAGAUGUCAACAUUUAUUAUUUGUUUCUGUCUAAACUUUGUUGCUCUUCGUUGAUUUUAAAAAUCCCCCCACUCUCAUGCUAAGAAGUUACAACAUCUGCCUCAACAUCAAAUCAUGAAUCAACAAGAUAUGUCUGAUUUGUCGUAUCCUCACUCUAGACACUCAGUUUAUUGCUUCAUUGUUAUUCUGUUCUAUAACUGCGUAUUUCUGUCAGUAUCUCUUUAUACCGUUUGCAAUUUUAUCCUUUGCCCUCGUCUCUCACUGGAGCUGUUGUAUCAAGUGAAAUCCCCAUAUGGAGGAUUAAUAAAGAGCAUCUCAUUUUAUCUUCAUGUGGUUUGAAAGAAAGUUUGUGUGCAAAAAAAAAAAAAAAAAGUGGAAGUUUACUGCUACAGUUCAAGAAAAAUGGUUUUGGAAACAGGCUAGCUGUGUUCGCCAUGUCCAGUCUUUUGAAGAAUCCAAGCGAACAGUCGCAUCAACUGUUGGUCAACUUCCCCUGCAGACUUUUGACAGUCAAACGUCUGAUUUAAUGUGAAUAAUUUCUGUUGAAUUAUAGGAACAGGGCUGCUCAGCUGAUGCCAACACUCUCAUACAGUUUCAGGGAAUAAAAAUCACAAAAUAAAAAUCUUCAAUUUUGUCGCUGAUGAUCGUUUGCUAUUGCGUGUCUUAAAAAGACAAUAGUAUGUGAACUUUAGUCUGUUUUAUUAACAUCAAAAAACUCCUCUCAGGAGCUUUAAUAACUGAUCCAUCAAUUAUUUGGUAUGAAUGUAGAGUAAUAUCAGCACCAUGUAAAGCUUUAAGGGUUUUUUAUUAACUUUCUAAACUUAUGACUUCAGUAGGUGUGAUCAGACUUGCUCAACAAUGUCAGAUGAGCAGUUUUUGUUUGGGUUUAUUCCUCUUUUCCACAGCAUUAAUAUUCCCCUCUUAAUGUUUUCUUUUCCUCUGUCUCUGGACAGUUCAAGUGUUGUGGCAGCAACAGUUCAUCCGACUGGGCCGAUAGUCUCUGGAUCCGCUCCAGAGGCGCAGACGGCAGAAUCGUGCCUGACAGCUGCUGUAAGACCCCGACUGAUCUCUGCGGCCGCAGGGACCACCCGUCCAAUAUCUACAAGGUGGAGGUGAGAAGAUGAAGGGUGCUGGGGGUACCACUGGGAAUGGCUUAUCUGUAUUUCUGCCAUGUCUCAGUAUGUGAGCAUUGAGACUGUGUGGUGUUAGAGUUUCAGAGAGGAGGUGAACUGUACAUUGAGAUCUCAGUAACGCUCCCACAACGACUGAUACUGCAUAAAAACUGUGUUUUCAUUUAGGGGGGCUGCAUCUCUAAACUGGAGAUAUUCAUCAUGGAGCAUCUGAAGGUCAUCGGGGCAGUGGGUGUUGGGAUUGGCUGUGUACAGGUGAGCAAAGACACCUUCUUUUCAGCAAGUUUGAUUGAAUGUUUCCCCAUGGAGAUCAGUUUUCCGAAAUGAUGUUCUCAUUUUCCCCUUUCUCAUCCCCAGAUCAUAGGAAUGAUUGUUACAUGCUUCCUGCAUCAAAGUCUGAAGCCAGAGCCAUACUAAGAGAAGCAGAAAGAAGAAGACAGUGUGUUGGAAAAGGAGGUAACUUCAUCACGAUAUGCCAAACUCAAAUAGCUCUUAGGUUCUUUUCUUUGCCUUGCUCGCACAGAGGAAGGAAAGUUUGGCAAGGGAUCAAAACGCACAUCAGAGGAUCUCAUUUUGGUAAACAAAGGGUGGAACAACACUACAAGGUUUCUUGAGGUAAUUAGGCAUUAAAAAUGCAGCGUCAGCUCCAUCUUCUCGAUCCCAGCUCUGAGAGAGAAAGCCUUUAGAGAGAAACUGAUGUGAAUCUUAACACAGAUUGUGUAAAUUAGCGUGGGGACAGCCUCCUUGGGACUCCAACAUUGUAGUUUUUUUCCACUCUGACUCCCUCGAUAUAUGUUUAUGUUUGCAGGCGAGGCGCUGCACCUGAAAGUGUUGUAAAGACCAGCAGAGUGAAACUGGCGCUUGGUAGAAAAUGUAAAUUCUCAUCGCAGCAACUCCACAGCAGAGUUUAACAAGCUGGCCCCCAGGGGCCUUCUUCAUCCGUAGCAGCAUUUUGUUUCUUGCUCAUCUGCCAGUCAUUCAUUUUCAAAAUUAUUCGACGGUGGCCUUUUAAACUUUUGAACUGUUACUUUUUGUAUGUUGUAAAUGAUCAUUUUAUGUGAGACUUGAGGGGCUUUCUUCUGAGCAAUGAGGAUUUAUAACUUAAAGUGUCUUUGUAGCAACAUCUUAGUGUUUUUAACUGACUUAUAGACCUGCUGAGAAGGGCACAGUGUUUAAAUGAGUGAAGGUGCGUAAAUCAGUGCCUCGCUCAGAAGCGUAUUUGUGCCUUUUGAUGCAGCAAUUCCAGCGUUGAACCUGUGUUGAACUACUUCUAUGUGACUAGCUGUUGUGAUAGUCUUAAUAAAACCAAUUCCACCUCUAGUUGAUGCUCAUAAGAAAGUGCUUCAUGUUUGCGAUUUUACUUCAUCUUUGGGAUUUAUCCACUGAUGCCAAAGUUGUGGACUGUAACUUUGUGUAAGGACCUACUGUAUCUCCUCCAGCCUUAUUCACUAAUCUACUGAUGCCUGUUUUUUAUAUUGUUUUCAUAAAUGAAGAUUUUGUUUACUUUUCUAUAGACCGUAAAUAUUUUAUUGUAUUUAACUGACACGUAGUAGGAGAUGAUUUUUCACUCACUGUUACAAAAACGAUCCUUUCUUGUGUGCCUCAAAGACAACACUGUAAUUAACCUGCUGUAAUUUCUCUUGUUGAUUAACCAGGAAUCACCUUAGUUCGAAUAAAUGUUGAUCACCAAAACACCUCUGCUUCUGUUGAUGCACAAAAAAC